Messenger RNA from Cuscuta campestris, 1538 nucleotides. The record is from the annotation of a GenBank genome assembly. NCBI's taxonomy places the organism in Eukaryota, Viridiplantae, Streptophyta, Magnoliopsida, Solanales, Convolvulaceae.
CUAGGUGCACUUCUUCACAAACUCAUCAGCCAUGAGCAAAGUGGGUUUCAACCAGGUAAAGGAGUGGAAGAAAACAUCCUCCUUACCCAAGAGAUGAUUCACUGCCUUGACAACCCGUCUAGGAGUGCCAACAUUGCUAUCAAAGUGGACUUUGCAAAAGUGUUUGCCAGAAUUUCUUGGCAAUUCUUAGAGGCUUCUCUAAACUCCUUUGGCUUCUCCUCACAGUCAUGCCACCUACUCCUCUCCACACUCAAGGCCACCCAUUUCUCAAUUCUCAUUAAAGGAUCUCCUCAUGGGUUUUUCAGAAUGAAGAGAGGGGUUAAGCAAGGUGACCCUCUCUCCCCCCUUCUCUUCAUACUUGGAAAUGAAGGUCUAAGUAGAAUGAUUAAGGGGAAGGUUGAGGAGGGUUACCUUAAAGCAAUACAAACAGGGAGAAGCAAACCCCCCUCCCACCUUGCAUAUGCAGACGACAUAAUAUUUUUCCUAAAUGGCCAUUUCAGAAACUUGCUCAGAUUCAAAGGGAUUAUUGACUGCUUUCUGAAUUCAUCAGGACACAUGAUCAAUCUCAAUAAAAGCCAUUUCUACACUGGUCCAAGAGUAAAGCCAGAAGUCAAAGCUAACAUGCAAAGGGCACUUCAAAUGGGAGAGGGCAGAUUACCUCUAAACUACUUAGGGGCAACCAUUGGAAAAGGAAAACUAAGGAAGGAAGAUUGCAAGAAAAUUGUCCAACAUUUUGAUGCCUAUCUUAACACUUGGUAUAGCAAGGUGCUAAACCAAAUGGGGCGUUUGAUUCUCAUUAAGCAUGUCCUCAGCUCUAUUCCAUUACACAUUGUUGCUGUCCAGCAAAUGCCCAAAUCUAUUCACAACAUGUUGAACAAGAAGAUGCAGAACUUUCUAUGGGGAUACAAAGAGGGAAGGCCUAAAUAUCAUUGGGAACUCGACCAUACACUGUUUCAUUGCCAAAUGUCUUUCAAAAUAUGGAGGUUCUUCUCUGCUGCUUUUAAUGGACCUGUUCCUAAUAAGGAAGAAACCCUACACGAGACAUGCAUGAAAUGGUGGAAAUGCCAUCAAGUGCCUGCUGUCAUCACUCAUCCUCCAGUGGUGCACUUAUCACACCCUCACUGCCCCACUCCUAUCCGUAUCCUAGAGAGGAGAUUGGUCAAGAAGGGGAAUAAGGCAGUGACACAAGUCUUAGUUGAAUGGUCUGGGUUGGGCAAGGAGUACUCAACUUGGGAGUAUCUCACAGCACUUCAACAAAGACUAGUUGAGCUGCUCAGAUUUUGUUCCAAGAGACCCAAGAGGCUUUAGACUUUAGAGCCAUCCCAAAAACAACCUAUUGAGCUUAGUAUUGAUGAGGCAAAUGAGUCUACUUGGGAAGAUGGAGACAAUCAAUCUCAGGGCGGAGCACAUCCAAGGUGCUCGAUGAAAUGUCCCAACCAUUCCAGCAGAGGUCCAAAUCUAUAGCUCCUUUUGGUGGAAUCUAAUUUUCCAAAAGGGCAUCAUCUUUCUGGAAUUGCCAACAAAAGAAUUCAGAGUUU